UUUGAACGGGUUCAGGGUUUCUCACUACUUCUUUGGCUACUCCCAGCAGUUUUGCCUUCUAGGGCUUUAAGAAGAUGAAUGGACUGAUGGAAGAGCCAUCGGUGCUAUAUGUAAUAACAUUGGAAUGACGAAAAUACCCUUAGAAGAUAUAAAUUCUCAACGGUCGUCUUCUUUGCCUCGCUUCGCCGAAGGAGGGAGACAGAUUUCAUACCAAUGGACAUCCUAAUUCCCUACCAAUUUCGACCGUCCGGGUCAAUCCCAAUCCAGAAAACCCUCCCGUCUCUCUCAGUUAGACCUCAACACCUCCAGUUACAUGUCAAAACCAAGCACGAUCAGACAAGAUUCGCACUCCGAGCCGCCAAGACCCAACAGCCCAAUCUCCGAUGCCCAUAAGAAUCCCCCAGCCGAAGACGACGACGACGGUAUCCCGGCCGACGACGUCAGGAUGCUGGCGAAGUUCAAGUCCCGGCACAACUACAUCCGCGUCCUCGAAGUCUCCCGGCGCGCCGACCACCCGCUAGCGGGCUCCCGCCUCCUCCUCCUCGACAACCCCGGCAACAUCCACAGCAUAUCCUUCCUCUUCAAGUGCCUCACGUCCACCUAUUUCGACGUCUUCGCCACCCUCCCUCCGAUUCUCCCUCCCGGCCCCAUCGCCAUCCUCGGCUUCGGUGCCGGCUCCGCCGCCCGGCUCAUCCUCCAUCUAUACCCGGACGCCGAAAUCCAUGGAUACGAGCUCGACCCGUCGGUGAUCGCCGUCGCAAGAAAAUUCUUCAGCCUGGCAAAAUUAGAGAAGCAGAACCAAGACAGGCUCUUCAUCUAUGUGGACAACGCGCUCAACGCCGACUACGAGGGCGGCUUCGCGGGGAUCUUGGUGGAUCUCUUCUCGAAGGGGAGCGUGAUCCCGGAGCUCCAGGAUUCGAGAACUUGGAAGGAAUUGAGGAAAAGAUUGAGGAAAGGAGGGCGGAUAAUGGUGAACUGCGGGGGGAGCUGUGUGGAGGCGGAGGACCCGAAGAGAGACGGGGAGUCGGUGAAGGAGGAGACGCUUCGGGCGAUGAGCCGGAUAUUUGCCGACCAAGUGUUUGUUUUAAAUCUUGGGCAUAGGAAGGAGGAUAGCUCCGUGGCUUUGACCGGACCGCUGCCCGAUCUGGAGGCCUGGAAGGAGGCGCUGCCAGCCGCCUUGAGGUGUUAUGUUGAGAUGUGGACUCCUUCCAUGCUCCACUGUUAGGACUUUGGGAAUCAGGUCCGACUGGAUUUGCUUUGGUUUUUCAGAAUAAAAUGACGCGGUUCAAAUGUGCCAUGCUUUUUAUUAGACUUGUUGGGCUGCACCUGUACUUGCGUCUUCAUGCUCGGCCCCGAUGAAACUAGAUUCAUCAUCACCACAGAAUAUUUCACAUAUCAAGCCUCUUUACCCAUCAUCAAAAUUUAUAGAAGCUAACUGAAAUGAAGCUGCCAUUGGUUCAA
Molecule: messenger RNA, 1461 nt
Organism: Phoenix dactylifera (date palm)
Lineage: Eukaryota; Viridiplantae; Streptophyta; Magnoliopsida; Arecales; Arecaceae
Product: S-adenosyl-L-methionine-dependent methyltransferases superfamily protein
Biological process (GO): polyamine biosynthetic process
Molecular function (GO): thermospermine synthase activity
Source: RefSeq, a predicted model, not a curated record